UGCGCAUCCUCGGAAGCCGGCGGCCUGAAGAUCGGCGGCGGCGGCGGCCUCGGCCGGGCUUCCCAAUUGGAGGGGUCGCGGAUCGCUCAGAGGCGGCUGGGCCCCUGCGGUUCCGCCGCCACGGGCGGCCCCAUGAGUCGGGGCACCAUGCCGCAGCCCGGAGCAUGGCCGGGAGCGAGCAGAGCGGAGCAGCUCACCCGGGAGGCGGGGGCCGCGUCCCCGGGCCCCGCAAGAGCCGCGGCGCGGGAGGGCGGGAAGGCGGCGGCCGGCGGGCAGCCGCGAGCCGCGGUGCGGUGCCCGGCGGAGCAUGAGGAGGACAUGUAUCGUGACGCGGAUGAAAUAGAAAAGGAGAAAGAAUUACUUAUACAUGAAAGAGGGUCAUCAGAACCCAGAUUAAGUGUAGCCCCUGAAAUGGAUAUCAUGGACUACUGCAAGAAGGAAUGGAGGGGAAAUACGCAAAAAGCAAUAUGUAUGAAAAAGGGCUACGAGGAGGUGUCUCAGAAAUUCACAUCCAUAAGGCGAGUCCGUGGAGAUAAUUACUGUGCGCUGAGGGCCACGCUUUUCCAGGCCAUGAGCCAGCAGGUGGUGCCGCCCCCUUGGCUGCAGGACCCGGAGCUCACGCUGUUACCGGAAAAACUCAUAAGCAAAUACAACUGGAUCAAGCAGUGGAAACUUGGGCUGAAAUUUGAAGGGAAGAGUGAGGACCUGGUUGAUAGAAUUAAGAAGUCGCUCACUCUGCUCAGGAAGAAGUGGGCAGGCUUGGCUGAACUGAACUCUGCUGAAGCAAGGCAGAUGGCUUGUGAUGAACUGUUCUCAAAUGAAGAAGAGGAAUAUAGCCUCUAUGAAGCCGUAAAAUUUCUAAUGCUAAACAUAGCCAUUGAACUAUAUGAUGAUAAAGAGAAGGGAAAGGAAGUACCAUUUUUUUCUGUGCUUCUGUUUGCUCGGGACACAUCAAGUGACCCUGGACAGCUGCUGAAGAACCAUCUAAACCAGGUGGGACACACAGGUGGCCUUGAACAGGUUGAAAUGUUCCUUCUUGCCUAUGCUGUGCGCCACACCAUCCAGGUGUACCGGCUCUCCAAGUACAGCACUGAAGAGUUCAUCACGGUCUACCCCACUGACCCACCCAUGGGCUGGCCGGUGGUGACCUUGAUUGCUGAGGAUGAUCGGCACUACAACAUCCCCGUCCGAGUGUGCGAGGAGACGAGUCUGUGAGAGAUGUGAGCCUGGACAGCCUGGCGAUGAGGCUGGUUGCACAGGCAGCUCCUCAGCCUGGGCUGCAGGCCUCUUGGAAUGACCGAGAGGAACUCGUGCGCUCUGGGAGCCACGCCAGAGUGCGAUGUCCCGAGGACUAGGUUCUGAUGACAAUUAACCACGUGUUAUCCUGCAUCUGUGAUGCAGUGUGUUGCAGUGGAGCCUUCAGAGCACACCUGUUAGAAGUGCUACACAAACUACAUCUCCGUAAAACAAAUCUUUUAUAUCAGAGGAGGAGAGGAAUAUGCUCUUUAUAUCUCAAAUCAAAACUCCCUCUAAACAGUAAAUUAGCUUUCAGUUAUUUUUAAGGUAGAAAUUUUUUUUGUUUUGGUGGCAUUGGGUCUCUGUCAUGCCCUCCCUGUGCAGUCUGCUUACUGGGUAUAACUCAGUUAAUGGUACAGUCGUACAGCCUCUGAUAGUCUUGUUGAGCAGUGGUUUGGGUUGCGUAUUAAGCUAUUCUAAGCAGAUUGUCUCAUCAAAGAGUAAAAGUUGGGUCCAAACUUGAGUUAUUUGGAGGCUGGAGAAGGAGCUGCAGGAGGGUGGCGAUGGCACCUGGAACUCCUUGCACCACGAGUUGUGAUGGGCCUGAGGUGGCAGAUGUACUGGGUCUGGUGCUGGGUGCAGGUGGGACCUUGCCAGCUGGGUGAGCUUGUAACUCAGCCCCAGUGUCAAGCUGCUCCUUUUUCUCGUCCAUCAACUCACUGUUUUAUAGUCAGAGCAGAGCGUGGAUCUACCUGCUGCUUUAGAGGAGGGACCAGGGCCAAAGGGCUUCAGGCACUCACCUGAGUUCAGAGGUGGGGAUGAGCUGGAUCCCAGGCAGGUCCUCCUGUGCCCCUCUGCCUGCUGUGUCUUUGGGGAUGCUUCCAUUGCCAAGUUCCUGUAGCCCUUCUGCGGCUGGGGAUGAGUAACAGUGCAUAAGAGAUUUCAUGCAUAGAUUCAAGCUGAGGCCUAUACUAAAACUGUGUGCAGAAGCUGGGCCAAGCUGCAUCUGCCCUUGGUUUGAUUUGGGAAGCUGAAGGUGGCAGCAGUCCUGGUCAGGAGCUAUCCUGCACCUGCCACAGGCCAGGGUGGUGACUGUGGGAGGGGAUGGAACAGGAUGGGCAGCCUGGCUGGGCAUGGUCUGCAUUAGUCCUGACUCGCCCACCUGGGGUGUGGACUGAGGGCAUAGAUCCCAGGAACGAGCGCACCACUCUAGGGAUGUAUCAGCCUCCGGAAUUGCUUCAACGUCCAUGGAGGUGCCAUGACCCUGAAGCACCGAGCCUUAUUUUAUAGUAAUUAACAUCUCUAUUUGGUCCAAUUUAAUAUAGUUGAUAAGCUAUCAAUCUUUUUGGGGGGAGGGGCAAAGAUUUUUGGAAUAUUCAAGUUUUGCUUUCACUUAAAAAUUAAAAUUCUUAGUUGAGAAAACUCAGAGGACACACAGAACUAUGCAAACUGUUAGACUCUUUUCCCCAUUACCUCAUCAGUAAUAUUCACCACAUUCUGGUAGGUGUUUAUUCACUAGUGUUUGAAUCGAGUUAUGUUGUAAAUGUGUGUGAAUGUGCUGGAGAGGCUUUGCGUUUUUCACUGUGAAGCCUAGUGGUGCCUCUGCUAAGGUGGUACCCAGAAGCCAAAUUAAAGUAACAAUAAUGACUCCUUGUUGGCUUUGAUGCUUCACCUUACGUGCAGCUGCACAAUAGGAAGUGCACGCCAUUCAUUAUAGGACAGUUUUUUAAAGCACAACCUCAAAUGUUUAGAUUGCCCAAGGCAAUCAGGGUCUGUGACCUUCCUGGGUGUGUUGAAUCUGACUCUUGGUUCAUAUCCGCUAUUGAAUUUAAAAUAACUCAGGAUAAUACUCAUGGUGAUCUAAUUUUGCAUUUUGAAAAUGUUCUAAUCUUAACUUGAACUGGACUUCUGGGCAACUUAAUUGUUUGCAUUCAUGCUUUUGUUCCUAUGUGUGAUAUUAUUAGAGUGCAUGCAGAAAUUGUGGUUACUUCACCACCACAUUGAUAAAAAUUUGAAAGGAUGAAGUUAAGUUGCUUUCUGUUUGAGGCUUUAUUAGACUCUGCUCUCAAACUGUCAUGCAGGCUUAGUGGGAUCACAGCAUCAGAGAAGCAAAGCUUUCAAAAAUAUACUACUUCAGGAAAUAGAAAUGAUUAGCCAACUUUGAAAACAACAAUUUUUUGUUGCAACAUGCAAUUUCAGUUGCCCAGAGUCUUAAUUCCACUUCUCAUUUUUGGUCUUGAGCUGGUUGGGUGACAGCAGCAGAAUAGAAAUUGAAUUGAGACCAAAAUGGAUUCAGGAAGGUUAUCUCCUUAGAGGCAUCUCUAAAAUGAUUCUAGAAAAAGGGCAGGUAGGGGGAACUACACUGUGCUUUUUUAUUGCAAGAGUUCAGAAGUUUUGGACCUAUGGUCUUGGCAAAAAGAUUAUCUCCAUCUUAAGGAGGCAGCAGAUUAGGCCUUUGAACUCAUUUAAGGUGCAUUUGAACCUAAAAGAAUUGCCCUGUAACAAGUUCCAUGGAGUUAACAUUGCUUCUUCAGAACUUUUUCCAAUUGCCCUCCUCACCUGCUUAGCUGUUCUGCACAUCCAGCACCCAUUGUUUCCCUCAUACCCAUGGAACAGUGAUGGCGGCAGUUGAGAAUAGAAGGCCAGUGUGAGGUCUCUCCCACAUGAUCUGGGCAUAGGUGGGAUUUGAUCUGAAAUGUUUACAGUUCCUCUUCCUCAGAAUAUGGCAUAUCUGACGGUGUUGUAAAGGCACAGAACAGCGUUGACCAUGCAUUUUGUAUCUAGCCAUUUACACUUUUCUUACACUGUUACAUACUCAGUUGAUAUUUGAUGAAAUUGUUCUUUGAUUAAGGAAAACAGAUAUUGCUUUUGUAUCCUUUCAUUAUUUUCUCCCUCCAAUUCUAGCGCUCAUUUGGUAAAAUCUCAUACUACAUGAGUCUUGACACCUCUGUUGGAAGAAACAACUUGUGAAUUUUCAUAUACUUGCUGUAAGAGGCUAUGUUAUUAUUCUCCUGCCCUCCUUGUCACCCUGAGGUGCUAUUUUAACCUAGGAGUUUGUAGUCUGCCUUUUGAAGACCUUCCAGAUAACAACUGCGAAGUGCUGUAUUGCCAUUAAUGACCUAGCUCUUUUACCAUCCUAUGUGUAUACAUAGAACUCAAACAGACUUCUGUAUAUGUCUCCUUUUUGAUGUUAAAGUUUGGUUAUUUUCCCCUCGCUCUUUGUUAAGCAGUACUUUGCAGGCACUCCCCCUUGAGAGACAAAGUAUUUUCAGAAAUAUUGACCUACAGGAAAUCUAACUUGUAGGCAUGCAUAAAAAAUAAGUGCCUUUUAAAAAACAUCUGUGAGUACUUAAGCAAUAAAAAGGAAUGUCACCAAUGCUUGUGAAGUGAAUCUGAAAUGUGUAUGAAAGGCAUAGAAUCCCCAAAUAGUUCAGCAAAAUGCAGGGCACAGUGUCAAGUGAUUUUAAAAUGGCCUGUGAAACUGAACUGCAGGAGAAGGAACUGGUUCUAAAUUAAAGAUGCCACUUAAAAACAAAACAGCAGACAUGUGACAGUCCUCCUGGACUUAAGUUGUAAAAGGAUAAAAAUCUGAAUGGAAAGACUUCUGCACAUGGAUUCUGAAAAUUCCUUUUUCUGAAGUGUAUUAAGUCCCCUACAUAACAGAAAUAUAAUAUUUUAUGCUUAAAUCUUUUAGGAAACCUCAUUGGUGAUCUCUUCUGAGGAGGGAGAGACACUAGGGAGCCAGUGCUGAGUUGUGCAGGCAGUAAAGAUGGGUGACUGGUUAUUUCUGCUUCUGUAAUUCAGUUUCUAGCUUGGAGCCAUGAAAUUACGGCACUAAACUGGUUUGGCUGCCUGCCACCCCUGGUGGCAGCUGCCGUAGGGGCAAGGUGGGCUCGGCCAUGCCAGGAGGGGUGUGUGUACAUACAUGUAUGCAAGUGUGUGUGUGCUGGUCUGCAGUCACAUAGUGACUUUGGGUAUUGAGGUCCCACAGUGUGGAGCCCAGCAGCACUUGGGAGGGUGAAGGUGAGCUGUCCCAUUUAUAUUUUUUUCAUGGUAAAUUGAAAUUUCUUACUGAGAAUUGUGGAAUGGGUUAAUACAUAUAAUUAAACUAUCAGAAUGGCCAUUAAGUCUGGAAAUAUAGAUAUAUUAGUUAUACUGAAAUGUCAUAUCAGCAAACCAUUUAUUACAUAUCUGUUCCUAGGCCUUUUAUGGCAACUCCUGUAUUUAAAUAUUUUCAGUGCUUAUUAAUAGAGCUGUUACUGGUGGAGAGCACCAACUGGAGUUAUAGCUCAGUCCUGUUGAUUCUUGGGUGUAAGUCUGGAUCAGGAAUGAAGUGUGAUGAUAUCACUCACUGGAGCAUGAGUAAUACAAAGAAAGCAUAUGGGGCUUGAAAUAUCCAUGGCUUGGCAGUUGUCUUCCCAGUAACCAGGGGUGGUUGAGCUUAAUUAUGAACUUGAAAAUAAUUUUUGUGUUAAUUUUAAGAGCUUUUAUCUAUUGAAAAAUGCCUUGCUCUGUAUUCACAGAAAUGGUGCUAAAAUAUGGUACCCCUUGCAGGAGCCAUAGCAAUCCUUGGUAACGAUUACUGCAGAGUAUUUCAGUGUGGGAACAAAGCCAAAAUGAAUGUAUUUAAUGAGCUCCGUUCUCAUUUCCAUUGUUUUUGUAAAAAUGUUUUGUUACCGUUACCUGCAUUUUGGCAGCUUCUAACUUUGGGGAGGCUAACAACCCGACUUCCACCUGUGGCGGUUGUUUUUCUCCGCCCUGGGCUGGGCGGUGAAGGGAGGGUGGCGGGGAACUCAGUGUGAACCUGGCCCCACUUGUCCUGGCUUGUUUAGCAAAAUCUCCUCUGUUUACACUGUAAAAUGUCAGCAUUUGUCAAAAACUUCUGAUCUGAAAAACUGUUCCCCAAGGUUCUGGUCAGUGUGGGGCCUUGCUUCCCUCUUGGAGCCACGGCCAGGUGCCUGCCUCUUGGGGGUGGGGGUUCCCCUGUGACUUGUUGAGGCUCCUGUCUUCACAGUCAGAGGCCAAGCCACUUGGGGUUUGCUGUUGAUCCCCUUUAACAAAUCUGGCUGCUGAGGACUGUAAAAAUAAAUAAGUAAAAAUAAACUUAGAAAAUAAAAAUGCAGAAGCCUG
This is a messenger RNA of Manis pentadactyla (Chinese pangolin), 6366 nucleotides long. RefSeq names its product OTU deubiquitinase with linear linkage specificity (gene OTULIN). The record is from RefSeq and is a predicted model, not a curated record. The transcript is spliced from 7 exons. Gene Ontology annotation, molecular function: cysteine-type deubiquitinase activity. NCBI's taxonomy places the organism in Eukaryota, Metazoa, Chordata, Mammalia, Pholidota, Manidae. The coding region runs from base 133 to 1215 and encodes 360 amino acids. Gene Ontology annotation, biological process: protein linear deubiquitination.